CACACGGUUGAAAAGCCUGACUGAAAUGAUCAUUCUCUUGUUGUAAAUAUUUUUACCAGAUUUCGACCGGAACAUGACAUUUUCUUCCACAGGAAUUUUAUACCUGCAUGUUUUCUCAAUCACUUCCUUUGAAGCUAAUGCCGAAAGAUGUGAUUUUAAGUCGAUCGCCAGCUGCGGAUAAUUCACACUCUGAAAGCUGAAGAAGAGCUAAGAUCGUUCCGUUUGGGGGCGAAAAUUAGCUAAAUUGUUUAUGGCUUUUUGCACCAUUAUUCAGGAAUCAAACUAAUUUUAUGAUACGAGACUAAACACAUCAAUACGUGUUUAAUUUGAAAAGAAUUAAGAUUAAUGAUAUUCGAUUCUUGUUUUAACGACAAUAGUUCUAUACGAGGCCUCUAUUCAUUGGCUCUACUUUGACUUCCUAUUUACUCUAGCCUGAAAAUAUACAAAAGUAAGACAAGCCGAUGUUUUACCCCUGUAUGGAGAUGGCAAUGAAGACCCUAGUUUGGACUUGCUUUUUGCUGAAUUUUUUGCCUUAUUCUACUGGCAAAGCAGUCCGCGAUCUAAGUCCAGAUGAAUUCCAAAACCUAGCCAAGUCGACUUCGAAAAACUUUGUUGCAGUCUAUUUUGAUCACAAAGAUGCAAGGCAGAAGUAUCCAUCGUUCUUUAAAGAAUAUCGGAAAGCAUGCGACCACCUAGACGCCUACGGCAUUCAGCUAGCCAGGAUUGAUUGUGAUUCUGCCUCCAUACCAGAGUGUCAACAAUUGACUGUGCUCACAUACAGAGAUGGCGAGUUGGAAGAAAGUGUUUCUUUGGACACUUUAUUCAAUGUUGAUUCCAUUAUGGCCCACCUAUUACAAAUACUUCUCAAGUAUGAAAUUACAUACCUAUAUGACAAGCCUUCAGCAGACCAACUCAUCACGGAAUCAAAAGGAAGUAAAGAUGUGUUAUUUGCAUAUGUCAAAGGGUUUGGCUCUAAAGCACAUCGUGCAAUUGUAGAAGCUGCUUUUGUAUACAGUAACCAGUUGGCUUUUGCUCUGACCACUGAUGCUGACGUUGCCAAGGGAAUCAUCCCAAAUUUUUCUGAGGACAAGAUUGCAGCUGUUGUUGGGUUUAACUGCAAAAAACUAGACCUCCUUUAUACUGGACCAUGUGAUUCAGCUCUCUUCAGGGGUCAAUACAAGCCUUAUUUCAUUGGUCGGUUUAGCAAGUUAAUACAGUUGCCUCGACUGGUGGAGCUUGAAGCUGACGGUCGCACGGUGUAUGAGAGAGUUAACCAACUCUACGUGUUCAGCGAUCUAACGAAAGAGGAGCCAUUCACCCUCAAGGAUGCAGACACACUCGCUACGCGGCUAUACGGCACAGCGGGGGUGGUCUUCGUGGAGGUUAACAAGCACCCUAAGACUGCAGACAAGUUCGGACUCUCAGAGGACACACUCUACCCGACAGCAGCGUUUAUCUCAUCAGAAAGUACCGACUCAGAAGUAUUUGCAGAACUUUUCCCAGAAAACCAGCUGGAGUUCGAUGUCCUUAAUGUCCAACAGUUUGUGGAAGAGCUGGUCGACAACCCCCAGAAAGCCUACUCUAGGAUAGCGUCUAGCACUUCACUGCGCACUCACUCCUUGGCGGAGUUGGAGCGAGGCAUGUCUAGCGAGAUCUCGUCAUUCAUAAUGGACUUUGUGCUGGUCGGGAUGUGUGAGCAUGAUAAUCCGGAAGCAAGAUGCUCUGUGUUUUUCAAGAACCUCCGCCGACUAAGUCGAACCAUUGAUCGCCACGUGACACGUGGUAUAACGCCAGUGUACGUUCCACUCAACGCGGAGGAUAUCGCCAAGUUUGGCUCUAAGAAGGAAAUCCCGACUCUUCGUCUGUACAACAGGCACAAAGGAGCCUACGCCCCGAACUCCGACUGGAAGGAUUCAUUACCUUCGUACAAAGAGAUGCUGGGCUUCAUAAAGAUGAACACAGGAAUCACGUAUCCUCAGUUGCCACCUAGCAAUUCUGACGAGAUCCCUUACUUGACUGAGAAUUCACUCGAAUUGUCGCCAGAAGAGGAUCAGCCGUCUAGCGAGGAAUCAUGGGAUGAGAGCCAGAAAGAAGACGAUGGCUCCGUGCCAGCGGAGGAGACUGAGGAUGACGAGGUUGCGGGCGCGGUCUGGUACACAGCCCCCCCACACGUCCCAGAGGACAAAGUCCCCUCCCUCACCGACAAGACCUUCCAGCCCGAGCGCGACCUUCACGACCUUCUGGUGGUGAACUUCUUCCAGCCUUGGGACCCCAGGUCGAAAGCAAUCAUUGGCCCUUAUGUUGAUGCAGCUCUGAACUUAGGUAAAAUUGAUGUCGGUAACUUCAACGUGCGUCUGGCGCGAGUAAACUGCUUCGACUGGACGGACGUGUGCCAGGACAACAACAUCACCGUCUAUCCGACCAUCAAGUUGUUUCGAAAAGGUGCAGAUGAGCUGAUAUACGGCGGCCCGCUGGACGCUGACCACCUCGUCAAAGCUGUUCUCAUGCUGCAGCAGCCCUCCCCUAUACGUCUCUCUGAAGAUGACAUCGAUCCGUUCCUGAAAGGAGACAUCCCUAAAAACGCUGCUAAAGCGACCAGCAUCGCCGUGUUGGGUGUUUUCGAAUCUGAGUCAAGCUCGGAGUUUGAGGCUUUUAGUAACGCCGCUAGAUCACUGCGUGGCGAUUACCUGCUGGGUUACGUCUCUGGAGAGGCGGCAAAAAAGAGUGCAGCGAGUUAUGGCUUGGAGACACCUGGCAUAUUGGCGAUCAAGCGUAACGACCCACUGGUUCCCCGUGUGGUGUUUUAUCAACCCUUUACGAAAGCGAAUAUUGUGAAAUUUGUGGAGAUUUCCAAUCUUCAAACAUAUGGCGAGCUCACGCCUAUCAACCUACCGCUGUACAACAAACACCGUCGUCCACUGCUCGUCGUUUUCAGACAAAACAUGGCGCCUGAUGAUAAGUACACGCCUGUCAUGGAGAAGAUAGCCGCUGACACAUCCCUGCCAGAUGUAUUCCUUUGUUGGAUGGCUCUCUCCCGUAAUGAUGUGAAUGGUGCUAUCCUGGAGUCCUACACAGGCAAGAUGGAUGUCCCAAUUCUUGUCCUUGUCGACCAUUCUAAGUCCGCAGUUUACCAAUAUCGCCGGGAGGCUGGUGCCAAGGAGGUGAUCGAGUGGACCAACCGCUGUCUCGAUGACAAGAACAGACCAUCUCAUAAACUGAAAGAGAGCAAAUGGGAGCCUCUACUUGAAGGAUACGACUACCUUAAGCUAAUCGACGAGGAAGAAGCUCUCAAGAACAGGAAGGAGGAGCAGAAGGCAGAGGAAAAGACGUCAGACAACGGGGAAGAAUCAGAAGACUUUAAGAAGUCAGAGAGAUUCAGGCAGAGGAAGCCCGAGGAUUUCAGACACAAGGAUGGGAACGUUCACAGCCCGGUCCACGAACACGAACACGAUGAGCUUUGAGCCUCGCGAGUAUUGUGCGGACAUGUGACAUGGAUAUUCGACAUGGACAUACGACACGGAUAUACGACACAAACACGAUAAGCUUUGAGCUUCGCGACUAUGGCACGGACAUGCGACAUAGACAUACGACACGGAUAUGCGACACAAACACGAUGAGCUUUGAGCUUCGAGACUAUGGCACGGACAUGCGACAUGGACAUACGACACGGACAUGCGACACAAACACGAUGAGCUUUGAGCUUCGAGAGUAUGACACGGACAUGCGACAUAAACAUUCGUAAUGGACAUACGACACGGACAUGCGACACAAACAUGACAUAAACAUUCGACAUGGACAUACGACACGGAUAUGCGACACGGACACGAUGAGCUUUGAGCUUCACGAGUAUGACACAGAAAUGCAACAUGGACAUACGACACAGAUGUGCGAAACGAACACGAUGAGUUUUGAGCUUCGAGGCUAUGGCAGACAUGCGACAUGGACAUUCGACACACGACACAGAUAUGCGAAACGAACACGAUGAGCUUGAGCAUCGCGAGUAUGACACAGACAUGCGACAUGGACAUUCGACACCGACAUACGACAUAGAUAUGCGACACGGACACGGUGAGCUUUAAGCCUCGCGAGUAUUGUGCGGACAUGUGACAUGGAUAUUCGACAUGGACAUACGACACGGAUAUACGACACAAACACGAUAAGCUUUGAGCUUCGCGACUAUGGCACGGACAUGCGACAUAGACAUACGACACGGAUAUGCGACACAAACACGAUGAGCUUUGAGCUUCGAGACUAUGGCACGGACAUGCGACAUGGACAUACGACACGGACAUGCGACACAAACACGAUGAGCUUUGAGCUUCGAGAGUAUGACACGGACAUGCGACAUAAACAUUCGUAAUGGACAUACGACACGGACAUGCGACACAAACAUGACAUAAACAUUCGACAUGGACAUACGACACGGAUAUGCGACACGGACACGAUGAGCUUUGAGCUUCACGAGUAUGACACAGAAAUGCAACAUGGACAUACGACACAGAUGUGCGAAACGAACACGAUGAGUUUUGAGCUUCGAGGCUAUGGCAGACAUGCGACAUGGACAUUCGACACACGACACAGAUAUGCGAAACGAACACGAUGAGCUUGAGCAUCGCGAGUAUGACACAGACAUGCGACAUGGACAUUCGACACCGACAUACGACAUAGAUAUGCGACACGGACACGGUGAGCUUUAAGCUUCACGAGUAUGACACAGAAAUGCAACAUGGACAUACGACAUAGAUGUGCGAAACGGACACGAUGAGCUUUGAGCUUCGGGAGUAUGACAUACUUGCAACAUGGACGUUUGACAUGGACACACGACAAGAAUACGAUGACUUUUGGGCCUACGACGGAACAUACGACACAGAUCUCGUUGAAGAGAUUGUGUUUCGGCGGCUUUUGGGCAUUACCAGCUAAGUUAUUCGCAACGAUGCGUAAAUUUUGUUGUUUGUUAUUAUACAUUAUUUUUUAUUUUAAUUUCUUUCGCCGUUAAUUUGAAGGCCACUUGUACAGUUGUAUUUCAUCAUAUAACAUUGUGUUAACCUCAAUAAAAGAAUUAUUAUUAUUA
Molecule: messenger RNA, 5071 nt
Organism: Nematostella vectensis (starlet sea anemone)
Lineage: Eukaryota; Metazoa; Cnidaria; Anthozoa; Actiniaria; Edwardsiidae
Product: thioredoxin domain-containing protein 16
Exons: 26
Coding region: 462-3461 (999 amino acids)
Source: RefSeq, a predicted model, not a curated record